This is a messenger RNA of Symbiodinium necroappetens, 762 nucleotides long. The record is from the annotation of a GenBank genome assembly. Lineage: Eukaryota; Dinophyceae; Suessiales; Symbiodiniaceae.
AUGGAAUGGCGGAAAGUGUUGCUGGCUGCUGGUACUGCCGCGUGUGCAACUGCCGUUAUUUGGUAUUUGCGGAAGGUUGGGUCCAAAACCUUGGCUGCAGAUGAUGUCUUUGGGGAGGAAGACAAGCAGAAGAGACAUGACAGCGACGACACUGAGGGCACGGCCAAAGAGCAGCUCAAGCAGAUUUUGAAAGAGAUGAUCAAGUGUCAGGAGCAAAUGAAGAGUUUCAUCAAGGAGCUGACACAGGAGCUUGGCACGACAGCGUUAAGCUUCCAUGAAACCUGUCAGCGAGUGAAGCAAGUGCAGCCAGCAGACCCCUUGGAGAGUCGUGGUUUGAAAGUCAUGGACUUCGACAAACUUUUGUUGAAGCACCAGCAUGACAGUGAUGUGCGUGAUGCCAUUGCCAAAAUCAUGGGUGCGCCCAAUCCGACAAACGCUGUGUCCGACAAGAUCCAGUCCAUCAGCGUGAAAGACAUUAUUGAUAUCCACACAUUCAUGCUCCAGGAGCUGCAGCAGCUCAUUAAGGAGUACACCGGAUCCGACAGCAAGGAGGCCUUCGACACCAAAACGGUGACAAUUGCCGCGCAGGCGAUUAUCGGCUCCAAGUUUGAAACCCAGUUCGGCUUGACGUCAGAGGACGUUGAAAGCGCGGUGCUAAUGUACCAUGCGAACUUGGCAACCGACCAGAACUUCGCCCAGAUCAACAUCAAGAUCUCUCAUGCAAUGAGUCAGCUCCUGGGCACCCCGUUCACGCCGAGUUAA